UAUUAUAUAAACCGGAGCGAGUCUAACCUCAGCUCGUACAAAAUGGCGUCGAAAGGGAGAGAUUGUCGCCCUAUGUAAUAACCUCAUUACCAGCGUUUCCUUUUCACACAAACCCCAAGAACAUGUGCUAUUUGCUCCCUCAAUGCUCUCGUAGGAAAGACGUUUGUGGUGUAAAUGUGAAGUGAACUUACCCCCCAAGAUGGUAUCUGGGAGCGGGGGUCACAAUGGAGGGGCGGCAGGUGAGGGAGGAGCCGUGUUGGAGGAGGAGGAGGCCAUCAGAAUCUCCCUCACCCCCCACCUCCAUGCCCUCAUGAUGGCCUCACAUCGACGCAACUCCUGCUGUCCUCUGCUCUUCGAGAGGGCUGCCGACACUUGGUGGGAUCCUAGAUUUGAUAGUGAAAUCCUUGAGGGUCAGUACCAGAGAUCUUCUCUACCAACCCUGACAGUACGGUUCCGCUAUGCACUAAUAUAUGUUAUAGUGAGCAGUCUUACCUGGACUUUGUAUUGGGCAAUCUCACGAACUUCACACUGGCCUUCAUGUUUAGCUGUAGCUGUGACGCUAGCCUUCUCCUCAGUUUUUCAACUUAUUUAUACUCGGACAAAAAGUUACCAGAGCCACCAGAGGAUUGUAUCAAUAGUCAUGUCUGUCUCUUUGAUGUUGGUGAGCCUUCUGCCGUACUCCCUACACAGAUCCACUCCAAAUGAUGAUCUCUCGUCUGUAGGCAUGUUUGCCAUAUGUAUUGAAGUUUUGCUCCUGAUCUACACAGUGAUUCCCCUGCCCCUCUACUUAACUGUGAUCAUGUCUUUACUGUACACCGCCACAUUUGAAAUCCUGAAUGGGCUUAUUAUAGAGAGCGAGAUCAAACUGAUUUGUGUGCGUCUUGGACUGCACCUCUGCAUCCACCUGAUUGGUGCCCAUAUCAUGAUAAUGACACAAGUACGAAUGCGUGGCACUUUCAUGAGCAUCGGCCAGUCUCUCCUGGUGCGAAGACAGUUAGAAAUUGAGAAGACCCUAAAGGAAAAGAUGAUUCACUCAGUCAUGCCUCCAAAAGUCGCAGACUGGCUCAUGAAGGAAACUGCGGCAGAGGAGAACGACGAUGCCACACACUACAGGGAGGAUGGGGCUAUACUCAGACCGGUGUCAUCUCCACGGCCAUCUCACACGAGUGGUUUAGACUCUAUGUUCAGACCUUUCAACAUGCAUGGAAUGGACAAUGUUAGCAUUCUCUUUGCUGAUAUUGUUGGUUUCACCAGAAUGAGCUCAAACAAGACUGCCGAACAGCUCGUUGACUUGCUAAACGACCUGUUUGGCCGUUUUGAUGACCUCUGUCAGAAGCAUUGCUGUGAGAAGAUUAGCACCCUUGGGGAUUGCUACUAUAGUGUGAGUGGAUGCCCUGAACCCAGACCAGAUCAUGCUGAGUGCUGUGUAAAUAUGGGUCUGGCAAUGAUCGAAGCUAUCCGAGAAUUUGAUAUCGAUACCAACGAGGAUGUAAAUAUGCGUGUUGGGGUGCACACUGGGAAGGUGUUGUGCGGCAUUGUGGGUACCAAGAGAUUUAAAUUUGAUGUGUGGUCAAACGAUGUAACUUUAGCUAACCAGAUGGAAUCGACAGGAAAGCCGGGCCAGGUGCACAUAUCUGAUGCAACUCUGAGCUUCUUACCAAAAGAUAUGUACAUAAUUAUCGAGGGAUCGGAAGUGAAAGGCUACAAGACACACUUCAUAACAGGUUACAAAUUAAAGCCCAUAGACAGACGAGAAAAGUCCAACGAUCACUACAAUUCUCACAAGGAUAACAAGAAAGCCUCAAGCUUGCCAAACAUCCUGGACUGCGGGAAGGAAGCCGAUGGAAACGGCAACAUGAAAACCAAGCCAGACCUGGAGGGAACGAAAAGCAGGCGUUCUCUAGCGCCAGCGAUAGACCUCCCUCGCCUCAGAAUACCCAGACUGCCCAGGAGCUCAGAUAAAGCCAAAGUUAAAACUGCAUCUCUACCAAAGAUUGGAAGCAAACAGGAGAAUAACAAGUCUGCUGAAUGGAGCGAGCUGUGGAGUGGAGGAGACCUGGAGGAAGGCCUUGGACCAGGGUGUGGCAACAGCCUGCACCAGAUUUACCCGAGGAUACACUGGCUAUGCCACACCUACCGCGGGGAGGACUCCAGAACUCUUGGGGCAGCGUCACUGGCAAGGACCCCAGGAAGGACUCUGGCAUCAGAAGUAGACGGUCAAGCAUUCAGGCUCAGAUUUUUGCAAUUAAUGGUAUGAGUCCAGGAGACUUAUUAACACAUCGAGUCAGUGGCUAUUACACCUCCAGUCAGUCUUCUGUUGCUGAAAACAAACUGGCUGAGAUGGGGGAAAGCGUUAGUGGAGCCGAGCCAAGCAGCAUCCCCCUUAACGAGAGCCUAACUCGCUUCCACCAGCUUAGAAAACAGUCAGAUCUGGAGCUGAUCAAGUGUGUACAACGUGACACCAACCACCGGCAGUACAUCUUGGCUCCACCUCUCUCUCAGCUGACAUUAUUCUUUGUAGAUGAAGAGCUUGAAAAACAGUACCGGCAACAGACCCACCAGCCAAGACAUGACUCUCCCCCUACCUUAGCAUCUAGCCACUUCAAUACCUAUUUUGAUAUAUUGGUUAGUGUACUAGUUUAUAUUGUUGUCAGCUUCUCCCUCUUUGUUUUAUUUCCUUAUUCACAAGGCUGGCUUAUCCUCUGUUUGCUGUCCACAUGUUGGCACUUGCUGCUGUUAGUCGUCUGCUCACCACAAGUUGUACGUGGUGAGAAUUAUGUCUCAUCCUCAUCUCGAACCUACAGCCUGUACAGCAAAUUGACUCGGUGGCGCCCAUGGCAUGCAUGUGGGACGUCCCUCAUCUGUCUCCCUCUUGCGGCUGUUUUCUCAAACUUUUCCUGUGAGUCAAUGUGGGUCAGUGAUGAAAGAUACUCUUUGAAGUUCUUCUGCUUCUUAGCAUUUGUGGCAACAAUACACCUUUGUAACUUCACACAACUUAAUUGUUGGAUGAAGAAUAUUUUAGCAACCAUUGGGACAGUAGUUUUGUUGGUUCUGAUAGAGCCUUCCUUUUGUAGGGGAGAACAAAUUAACGGGAAUUUCACCAGCGAUAAUAUUACGGUAUCAGGACAUGAGGAAUACGAAAGCAUUGAAUACCGAGAGGAGGUAAUGGCAGCGGUAUUACUCCUUGUGCUGGUUUGGUUCCUCAACCGGGAAUUUGAGAUAAGCUACAGGUUAAGUUUCCAUGGAUCAGUAAUGGCCAUAAAGGAUAAGGUCAGAGUGCAGACAAUGAAGGAUCAGGCAGAGUGGCUGCUGCACAACAUCAUCCCAAGACAUGUGGCUGACUCCAUUAAAACUACUGCCAAAUACUCUGAAAACCACAAGGACGUAGCUGUCAUGUUUGCAUCCAUUGUAAACUUCAAUGAGCUUUAUGAUGAGGACUACCUUGGGGGGAAGGAGUAUCUCCGUGUUCUCAAUGAACUAGUCGCUGACAUGGACGAGCUCCUUUCGCAAGAUGAAUUCAAGAAUAUUGAGAAGAUCAAGACUAUAGGCAGUACUUACAUGGCGGCAGCAGGAUUAGAUGCCAAAGUCAGAGCUGAGAACACGGAUGCCCAUCAACACAUAUUUGAAUUGGUUGAGUUUGCCCUGGCCAUGCAGAAGGUUAUAGACGACUUCAACCAGGAUCUCAUUGAGUUCAACCUGAUCCUGCGUAUUGGCCUCAACUUUGGUGAUGUGACAGCUGGUGUCAUAGGCACUACCAAAUUAUACUAUGACAUUUGGGGAGAUGCAGUGAACAUAGCCUCGAGAAUGGACUCAACUGGGGUACCAGGACGCAUACAAGUAAGUGGUGCGUGUGCUGCCAUCCUCAACAGGCGCUAUGAACUGGAGCGCCGUGGACCAGUCUUUGUGAAGGGGAAGGACAACAUGGAUGUUUAUUUGCUCAAAGGGAGGAAGGAUGACACAUGAAGGGACUACAACAAGAACGUAAGGUUUUGGCUUUGUCAAGACAAGUUAACUGAUUCAGAAUAUCUUACUGAAUGUCUUGCAUUAGGUUAACAUUUCAUGGCCAUAGUUUCUCUGCUGGGAUGAGGAAUGUGAUUCAACCACAUGGUGUACAAUUGCAGUGCAGUCUUUAUGUAGAGAAACCUUCCCAUGGAAUAAGUUAUCCCACUGGGUUUAGUACUAAUAGUAGUGAAAAUAUAUGCAAAAGAAGACUGUGCAUGUUCACGUCUGUAUAAGUGAACUUCUAUGCACAGAAGUCAUCGUGUGAUAUAUCACCAGGAUCCAGAAAGUGAAGGCACUGCCUUGGAAGCUGUGCCUAGAAAUAGUUGCACUAAUAACGUUGAGAUUACAAUGCACAAAUUUGUACGCUCAAAACUAACGGCAUUGACAAACUUACAGUGGCAGGAAUAAAAUGUUAAAAAAAACUCUUUAACAAGCACAAAAUAACUGAAUUUUAGGCUUAAGGUUUUCAUAGGAUGCAGUUCCUGAGGAAAGGUUUGAAUGAUUAAAAAGAAAAUGUGUGUGGAGAAAAAAUUCUUCCCUUCAAGUAUGGGUUUGCUUAUAUUAUAUUAAUAACUAGUGUUUAUGAGUCAUAAAUGAAUUUUAUUAUAUGUUCCAUUAUUUGUAGAUAUUUACACACAAACACAUGUAUCCUUGUAGUUAUGUAAAUGUGUGAGGGGAUUAUGUGAGGUGUGCAAUUUAUUUAAGAAUUGUUUGCAACACUUGGUUCAGACGAAAAAUUCUAUCUUUUUGAAAUGCAAUAUAUUUAUUUGCCUUUUUUGACUCUGUCUACAAGACUAAGAAAAAGAUGAUAAUUUGUAGACAGUAAAUCAACAUUUGCUCUGCCAAUUAGAAAUAGAAUUUUUAAAAAAUAUGUUAGGAUAAUACUAAAGGGAUUUUAUAUUUGCCUGUAGAGUCACACCAAACCAUUACACCCACUCUUAUGGAAGCGACAAAAAGUGGUGUAAUGGCAGGCCUCUCCCAACCCAGUGCCAUUGUUCACUAUGAACAUUAGAGACAAGAAAGGAUCUUUCUGCUUUUUCUUUUUAUUACGGUGUUUUUUAUUGUACUGUCAUAGAUGGAAGAAAAAGUACCGUUUCUCAUUUUUUGUCAAAGGAAAUGCAUUUACUUUAUGUGUUGCUGAGGUAAUACAUGAUGCUUUUUAGA
This is a messenger RNA of Penaeus monodon (black tiger shrimp), 5166 nucleotides long. It is a transcript of the gene Ac13E, whose product is annotated as adenylate cyclase type 9-like. The record is from RefSeq and is a predicted model, not a curated record. Gene Ontology annotation, molecular function: adenylate cyclase activity. Gene Ontology annotation, biological process: cyclic nucleotide biosynthetic process; adenylate cyclase-activating G protein-coupled receptor signaling pathway; intracellular signal transduction. Lineage: Eukaryota; Metazoa; Arthropoda; Malacostraca; Decapoda; Penaeidae.